This is a messenger RNA of Elephantulus edwardii (Cape elephant shrew), 2253 nucleotides long. It is a transcript of the gene ISLR2, whose product is annotated as immunoglobulin superfamily containing leucine-rich repeat 2. Bases 1 to 2253 code for a protein of 750 amino acids. Gene Ontology annotation, biological process: positive regulation of axon extension. NCBI's taxonomy places the organism in Eukaryota, Metazoa, Chordata, Mammalia, Macroscelidea, Macroscelididae. Gene Ontology annotation, cellular component: cell surface. The transcript has a single exon. The record is from RefSeq and is a predicted model, not a curated record. Gene Ontology annotation, molecular function: protein binding.
AUGGCGUCUUUGAGGGCCGUUUGGCUGGUCUGCGCGCUGCUCCGAGUGGCGGGAGGAUGCCCGGAGCCGUGCGCCUGCGUGGACAAGUAUGCUCACCAGUUUGCCGACUGUGCCUACAAGGAACUGCGCGAAGUGCCCGAGGGGCUACCGGCCAAUGUGACCACGCUUAGUUUGUCCGCCAACAAAAUCACUGUGUUGCGUCGCGGGGCCUUCGUCAACGUCACGCAGGUUACUUCUCUCUGGCUGGCACACAACGAGGUGCGCACAGUGGAGCCAGGCUCUCUGGCUGUGCUGAGCCAGCUCAAGAACCUCGACCUGAGCCACAACCUCAUAUCCAGUUUCCCGUGGAGCGACCUGCGUAACCUGAGCGCUCUGCAGCUGCUCAAAAUGAAUCACAACCGUCUAGGUUCGCUGCCUGGAGACGCGCUCGGCGCAUUACCGGACUUGCGCUCCCUGCGCAUCAACAACAACCGUCUGCGUACGCUGGCGCCGGGCACCUUCGACGAGCUGAGCGCGCUGUCGCAUUUGCAGCUCUAUCACAACCCUUUCCACUGCGGCUGCGGUCUUGUGUGGCUGCAGGCCUGGGCUGCGAGCACUCGAGUCUCGCUGCCCGAGCCUGACUCCAUUGCAUGCGCCUCGCCUCCCGCGCUGCAGGGGGUGCCGGUGCACCGCUUGCCCGCUUUGCCCUGCGCACCGCCCAGCGUGCGUCUGAGCGCAGAGCCAGCGCCAGAAUCACCGGGCAGCCCUCUGCGAGCUGGAUUGACGCUCGUGCUGCAUUGCACCGCCGAAGGCCACCCGACACCCCGCCUGCAAUGGCACCUUCAGAUUCCGGGUGGCACUGUAACCUUAGAACCCCCAGCCCUGAAAGAGGAGGACGAUGACGGCGGGGAUGGGCUGGAGGAUGGGGAGGGAGAAGGGGAUGGAGACGGGCCCCCGCAGACCGAGGCUCCAGCUCCAACUCUGGCGCCUGCUUGGCCCGCACCCCCAGCUACCCCGCGUUUCCUGGCCCUCGCCAAUGGCUCCCUAUUGGUACCCCUCUUAAGUGCCAAGGAGGCGGGUGUCUACACCUGCCGUGCGCAGAAUGAGCUGGGCGCAAACUCGACGUCAAUACGUGUGGCUGUGGCAGCAACAGGACCCCCGAAGCAUGCGCCCAGCGCUGGAGGUGAGCCAGGUGGGCAGACCCCGGUCUCGGAGCGCAAGUCUACAGGCAAGGGUCGCGGUAACAGUGUCCUGCCUUCUAAGCCCGAAAGCAAAACUAAAGGCCAAGGCCUGGCCAGGGUCAGCAUCCUUGGGGAGACCGAGGCGGGGCCGGAGGAGGAGGCAGGUGAGGGAGAGGAAGGUGAUGACCAGGUUCCGGUGGAUCCCACGGAGGAGCAGAGCUGCGGAGGCGGGGACCCUUCGCGGUAUGUGUCCAACCACGCUUUCAACCAGAGCUCAGACCUCAAGCCCCAUGUCUUUGAACUGGGCGUCAUCGCUCUGGACGUGGCAGAGCGCGAGGCGCGGGUGCAGCUGACGCCGCUGGCGGCGCGCUGGAGCCCUGGGCUCGGCGGGGCCGGAGGAGCGAGGCGGCCCGGCCGACAGCCGCUGCGCCUGCUCUACCUGUGCCCUGCGGGAGGCGGCGCUGCGGUGCAGUGGUCCCGCGUGGAGGAGGGCGUCAACACCUACUGGUUCCGCGGUCUGCGGCCCGGCACCAACUACUCGGUGUGCCUGGCGCUGGCAGGCGAGGCAUGUCACGUGCAGGUGGUGUUCACCACCAAGAAGGAGCUGCCCUCGCUGCUGGUCAUCGUGGUGGUGAGUGUGUUCCUCCUAGUGCUGGCCACCGUGCCCCUGCUGGGCGCCGCCUGCUGCCAUCUGCUGGCCAAACACCCGGGUAAGCCCUACCGCCUCAUCCUGAGGCCACAGGCCCCUGACCCCAUGGAGAAACGCAUCGCCGCUGACUUCGACCCGCGUGCCUCCUACCUCGAGUCAGAGAAAAGCUACCCCGCGGGCGGCGAGGCAGUCGGCGAGGAGCCGGAAGAAGAGGCCCCGGAUGAAGGCGAGGGCCUGGAUGAAGACCCGGAGCCGGAGGAUCCUAGCCAGGAUCUGCAGAGAGAGGAAAGCCUGGCGGCCUGCUCGCUAGUGGAGUCCCAGUCCAAGGCUAACCAAGAAGAGUUCGAGGCGGGCUCCGAGUACAGCGACCGGCUGCCCCUGGGCGCCGAGGCGGUCAAUAUUGCCCAGGAGAUUAAUGGCAACUACAGGCAGACGGCGGGCUGA